AUAAUAGAUUCCACAGAUGUCCGUGAAACGAUGGCCUGCCCAACGUUCAUCGCAGUCCAUCUCAUGGAGCGGUGUUCAGGUCACCGGUGUUCGACUCCGGGUAGAAGAAAAGGAGGAGGAGCUCUCAGAGGAGAUCCCAGACGAGUUCGACAGUCCACAGGCCAAUGUUUUGCAGCUGCUUCCCAUCGAGACUCUCCAGGAGCAGUUCCCCCACAACGCCAAUCUUCAGCAGCAGUUCGCAAGCUUAGCUGCCAGCUUUCAAGCAUGGCGGCCUAUUCGUGGAGAUGGCAACUGCUACUACCGGGCCGUUCUCUUCGCUUGGCUUGAACAUUGCUUCGCUCAAGGGUUGCAGCGCCCUCUGCAAGCUUUGCUAGAAAAGCUUGGCAACGGCAAAGAGGCCCAACUUUGCCAAAACCGCUUGAAGGCUUGGCUGCUUCAACGGCAAAAAUGCACAGAUGAUGCUGGUGUUCAAAGCAUUUUGGAGCGUUUGACUGCAGAGUUCAACCGCAAGGAUGUGGACUAUGCGUUUGUCUACUGCCUACGUCAGCUUGUGGCCCAGUACGUGCGACUACACGCGAAGGACUCUAUUGAUGGCAGCUUGACCUUGGAGAGCUGGGCCUUUGCAACUGGGGCAACGAACAUCGACGAGUACUGCGAGCAACACAUUUGCUCCAUGCAGAAGGAUGCUGCAGAUCAUGUACAGUGGGUUUGCCCCAGGGUUCUGGAGACCAUCGUGCGCAUUUGCAUGGUGGACCGAGAGACAGCGCGCUGUACCUUUAUUGACUACGGACAGGCCAAACCGGGGCCACCGCCCUACGUGGGUGCCACCUCCGUGCCCACUGCUGCAGAGCUGACGGUUGGGGGUUCCCCAGAGAUUUUUCUCCUCUUGAAGCCCGGUCACUACGACAUUCUGGUGCCCAGAAGAAAGUUGCGACCAAGGCCCCACAAGUUGGAGAAGACUCAGGAUGUGGGCGAGCUUUGUGCUGGCUUCAGGGCAGUGAUGAGGUGUCUUGAAGAGAAGUUGGUGCACGAGCUGCUUGAGCACCGUCGAGACUGGAAGGAGCUCGACCACUUUCAAGGGCAGCUAACGAGCGUUCUAGAGCCAUUGUAUCACAUGAUGCAGGUUCCUUCACAACCAGAGAUGUCUGCGAUGCGCGCACUGCUGCCCUGUCUAGAUGAUUUCUUGCAGAACACACGCCCUCAGCAGGUGGAUGCCCCACGUCCGAAGCAUGCAGUGCGUAACAGUCGCGAGCGCAGUGAGCCCAAACCUGGUCUUUGCUGUGUUUGCAUCAAGAACGAAGCAGAGAUCACAGCCAAGUGUGGCUGCUCGUAUCAUCGCAGGUGUUUGGAAGAAUAUGCCCACGCAAGCACUUCUUGGAGCCAGCUUGCGUGCAAGUUGCACAGGCGAAUCUUUGGGCAUGACUUUCUGAUUUCGCACCUGGGUGAUGCGAUGGCAGCUUUACUCCUUCCACAGCCCUCCCCAAGGCGGCCGCAGUCCCAGCAGAUGCAGAGUGGGCACUUGGGGGUGGCCCUUGGGGUGCCCUGCGUAAUUUGCUUUGGGGAAGAUGGAGUCCUGAAAACGCUCCACUGUGGAUUCAAGGCGCAUUUGCACUGCCUCAAAGACUUUUGGUUCCAGAAGGUUUCGACUCUGUGCCGCAUCACAGACAUUCGCUGCCCAGCAGAAGUUGCAGGAUGCGCAUCAGUGCUGCUGGAGAGCGACCUUCGAGGCGUCAUCACCCGUGAGGACUUGCAGCUUGCAGAGCAGACGGUGCGAGAAGUUGACGAAAGGAAUCAGCGUCUCAUUGAGGAGCUGAAGCGACAGAGCGAGGAGUAUCGGCCAACUUUCAGGUGUGCGAUUUGCUUGGUGGACCACGAGGUGGAAGGAUGUUGCACACUGCCGUGCCAGCACCGUUUCUGCUUUGAAAGCCUCCAGUAUCACUUCGAUCUGAUCGUACGGGAGAGACGUCUCAGCAAGCUUACAUGCCCUGCAGAGGGUUGUGGCUACAAUUUGCGCUCAGAAGACUCGAUUCAUAUCUUCCAGCAAUGCUUGCCAGAAGAAUCCUACUACAAACUGCUGGAAUUCCUGACUCGUGAUGAUCCACACAUUGUAGACUGCCGAGCUCUUGGUUGUGAGGAACGUGUUUUCUGUGAUGAGGGGGACGACUACGCCGAUUUGGCUUGCCCCAAGGGCCAUCGCUUCUGUGCGAAGUGCGACAAUGGGCCCCACCCCUCUUUGAGCUGUGCUGCGCGGCGCAGCCAACUGGAGCAAGAAAAGUGCGAAGUCUGGUCUCAAGUGCUUUCAAUGGGUUGGAAGCCUUGUCCACGAAAGUGUCGCUAUGGCGGUGGGUACAAGGCACAAGAGGAGUGUGACCAUGUCACUUGUGAAUGUGGGCACCAAUUCUGCUGGGAUUGUGGCAUUGAUCGUCGCAUCCCCCUCGCGCACGACAACAGGUGGCACAAACCCAGCUGCCGCUACUACACGCGCUUGGAAGAGGUGGCCGAGUUACCCAAGUUUGAAGCGAGCUGUCCAGCAUGCCGACGGUCUGGGGAUAGCAAGGAACCUUGUCACUUCCCAGACGACGACGGCUACCCUCACUCGUACUUGAACUGAAGGACAGAUCUACCAGAUCAACUUGUCAAACUUCGACCUACCUCAUCUUCCCGAAGCAUUUUGCCCAUGCUAGUGCUUUUGGCACGACUGAUCCGGAACCCUUUGUCAAGGCAGAGCAGCUGAGACGCUGAACUGAACGUGGAGAAGGAAUCGAAUGCAAACACCCAAGGCGCUGGACAUUGUGCGAAGCAUGAGGGACAGAAAGCCGUAGCGUCCCUUUGCCAGGAGCCCCUAGUAGCGUCCUUGUUCCAAUAGAAGAUGGUUUUGAGAUGUUUUGAGAAAGGAGCGCGCACGCAAGCCUAC
Durusdinium trenchii is the source of this 2914-nucleotide messenger RNA. The record is from the annotation of a GenBank genome assembly. Lineage: Eukaryota; Dinophyceae; Suessiales; Symbiodiniaceae.